AUGGCGCAAAGACUAAGCUUCGCCCAGCUUGAACAAGCUGCACUUCACAUCAUCCGUCUCAUCGCCGACAUUCCCGGCCUGGAGAACACCAAACUCGCCGUCAUUGGCGAUCUGGCUGUCGCAAAGUAUCUCUCGCGCCAGAACCGCAUAGCAAGCAUCGACCUGGUCAUCAGCAAAUCCUCCUCCCCCGGCCGCGUCAAGAAAGAAAUCGUCGGCCAUCCGAUCAGUCCCCUCGUCGAAAAGUCCGGCACCGUUCUGUACCGCCACACAAGCGGCUGGGAGAUCGAAGUCAAGCUCAUCCCCGACUGGCUGAGCCCAUACCUCCCCGACUCAGCGAAGCGCGUCCGCGACGUCACCAACGAAGCGACCCUCCCCUACACGUCGCUGGAGGACCUCAUCAUCUUCAAGAUGGACGCCUGCGGUCUACACGAGAACGACAACAGCAAGCGACGCGAUGCCUGCGACGCAGCCGCCCUGCUGGAGCUGGCCUCCGAACACGGUGCCCUGCGCCUCGACGAGGACAAGACAGAGCGUGCGGAGGAGGCGCUGGGCGAUAUGGUUGAGUUCUCUGAUGAGAAGGACAAGGGCUGGUGGCAGCGCUGUCUGGGCAUGGUGAACGAUAAGCCGCGCACGCCGCAGGAGAUCCUCUCCGACAUCGCCGAGCGUCCCCAGACAGCAUCAUCGCGCUCAUCAAUCCACUCGUCCAUCUCGCGCGCUUCAUCCUACGCCAGCACGACAUCCACGCACUCAUCUACAUCCUCCAUCUCCUCGACCGCUACGUGCGACGACAAGUGCCCCAAGUCACCGGCCGAGAAGAACGGACGCCCUCGCAAGAUGAGCGUCACCAAGAAGACGUCGCGUCACAAGCGGCACACGUCUAUUGGCGCGUCUACAUCCGUCAGCGCUCUCGACGCGCACAUGCACCGCCUUGAGCUCGAUCGCCCUGCGUCGCCGGGCAUUGCUCUCACGAACCGUCUCUAA
Molecule: messenger RNA, 981 nt
Organism: Fusarium subglutinans
Lineage: Eukaryota; Fungi; Ascomycota; Sordariomycetes; Hypocreales; Nectriaceae
Exons: 2
Coding region: 1-981 (326 amino acids)
Source: RefSeq, a predicted model, not a curated record